CUCUCCCCUUGUCUGGGGCUGUCUGUCCCAUUGUGGGAACCCGCCCAAGCCGCCCAUCCUAGGAAACGAGAGCUUCCUGUUGUUUUAUAGAGCUUUCCUGCAGAAAGGUUGAGAUAUGUAAUCUGGGUCCACCAGGGAAGAGAAACAGAGCAGUGUCAGGCAGAAAUGAAAGCCCCUAAUCCGUCUCCCGUGUCUUCUGCUUCUUUCUCCUUUCUGCCUCUUCUUCUCUGGGCACUGAGCUCUACAGCAGCUGGCCUGAUAGGACAUUAUGAGGCGCCACAAGCUACCACACCAGGUUUCACUUCACGGCAUGACUCAACAACAUAUGCAAACUACCAACACCACGGCGUUAGCCUCGAAGAUAGAGGAUUCUCCAGUGAAUUAGGUUGUGGGAAUAAGUAUGUUAAUUGUGAAGAAUACUGUGAAAUUUGUGUGUAUUUUCACACAAGGACGGAGUGCUACGCGACCUUAUUUAAGGAAACCUGCUACAGUCCUUUUGUAGGGGGCAUGGAAUUAUUAAACAACACAGACUGGUGCAACUGGAACAAUGUGAAGAGGAUGUAUAACACCUUCACCAUGUGCACGGAGGAGAUAGCAGAGUGUCUGCUGAUCCCCUGGCCCAACAGGAUGGUGGAGAAUGAGUUUGUAAACAUCCACUCCAGGUUCUUCCCGGACUGUCCCAACGAGGGGCUGAGCGACCCCCCGCCCAGCAUCGUGUUUGCCCUGGUGAUGACCCCCAUCUGCCUCAUCCCCAUCAUGGUGGUCCUGGUGGUGCUCAAGACCAAGAACGGAGAUGGCAGCUCCUGAUAGGACGUCCUGGAUCCGUCCUCAUCCACCCUGCCUCACCUCCAUGUUCAGACUCACUCUCUCCAUCCCCUGAAGAUUCAAGACUGGGACCAUUGACUCAACUAUUUUUACAGAGAACUGCUUAGCAUCUUCCACCCUCUGAUGAUUGACUUAGCUCUGUGGAGUCCUACCAAAACAAUCUCACAGCCCAAACACCUGACACAUGACCUUUUUGGAUGCACUGAUACAGAAUGAGUUGUACCACAUGAGCAUUGUCCAAGGACACAGGGGUUCAAGAAAGAGUCCAUCAGUGUUGUGUAGAGUGUCAGGUCAACAUCCUCAGGGUUGCUUCUUGAAAACUCAUCUUCUCCUCAUUCCUCGAUGCUACUCUAACCAAAAGUGGCGACAGCCAUGUAAAUGUUUCGACUUCCUACACACCUUAGGAAAGUAUUUAAGAUAGUAGGGUUCAUGGACUUAUGUCAUUCUUGACAAUCCAUUCCAUGACCAUCUCCAUCUUGUCCCAGAUGUGAACCCUAACACUGACUAUGCUAAAAUGGUUACAUUCUUUACAAUAUUUUGAUAUUAUAUAGUGGAAUUCCUACCCUCUGGCUGGAAAAACGUGAGUCUCGCAUUGCUGGACAUUCCAAUUGAGUUGAUAACCAAUGACAAAGGCUUUCUAUUUGAGGAAUCCCCACUCUCCAUUUACUGUACACGCAGAAAAAAUGAUGCUAACUAGAACCUAAAAGGGUUCUUCGGCUGUCCUCAUAGAACCCAUUGAAGAACCCUUUCUGGUUCCAGGUAGAAUCCUUUUAAUAGAACCCAUUUGGGUUCAAAGUAGAACCCUUUCCACAGAGGGCUCUACAUGGAACCCAAAAGAGUUGUGCCUAGAACCAAAACGUUUUUUCUUAGAGUGUAGUUAUCCAUAUAGGAUCUCCAUCAUGUUUAUUUCUGUAUGUAACUACAGAACAAAACGUGAUGUACCCUCUCACCUGAUAGCUUUCCUGUCCUUGAAUGUGUUUUGUGUAUAUUGGAGAGCCCUCUUUGCCCUCGAGUGUAGGGUUAAGAAUGUAUGUGGUAUGGGCUGGGUGUAGGAAGGCCAUGAUGAAGGGGGUUGGCCAAGCAUCAGUCUGUGUUGGGGUCAGGAACUAGACACAAUGGGUGGGUAGCCUACGCCCAACAUGUAGUCUAUGAGAUCUGUUUCCAGGAAUUGUCUAUUUCCCAGCAUUAAGGGCCCAGCGCCUCAACCUCUCUCUCUCUCUCUUCCUCUUGACAAUGACGGCCCCCACUGUCGCCCAUGAUGAGCCAGUCGACGCAUGCCUGAGAGUUGAAUCAAGCAUUAGAUCAAAAGACGACAAACAUUUAGUCCCCCCCCCCCGGCUCAGUGUAGCAGUGAGCACUGACUGAAGACAGAAGGAAAAACUCAUGUCUCUCUCUCCUCUACUUAAACGGUGUAAGAACUGUUUGUUUCAUUUUUUAUUAUGUUGUCGUGAAUGACACUGAAAGCAUUGAGUUGCAUUCAGUUUCAGAAACAAAGAAAUAUGUAUGCUUAUGUAUUGUAUUUCUGCUCUUACUCUGGACAUAAGACGUCCUGGACUUUGUACUGUCUGUGAGAGGGGUGUGGGUCUUAGUCAAAGCAUAGCCUCUUUCCUUACACAAUGUACUGUAUAUAAUUUUAUUUCGCAAUGAAAUAUAUUAAAGCCAAAGUCCUAAUCACUUGACUUUGUUUUGAACGCUACGGAAAUGGAUUGUAGAAGUAGAUAUUGUAUUUUUGUGAAGUCUCCUAACUGGAUCUAAUUGGUUUAAACCCCCUGCCUUAAUGGAAUGCACAGCUGAUAACGCCAUGGAUGAUCCAUCAACUUUUUACUCAUUUACACACAGUGCAGAGAUGGGUGUUAUUGUGAAAUCUAAAUAGACCCUUUGCUCUUCACCAUAUAGGGCACUUUUGUAGAUAAAAUAAAUAAAAAGUAUUUACCCUG
This is a messenger RNA of Oncorhynchus nerka (sockeye salmon), 2762 nucleotides long. Its product is annotated as receptor activity-modifying protein 1-like. The coding region runs from base 166 to 807 and encodes 213 amino acids. Gene Ontology annotation, biological process: protein localization to plasma membrane; cellular response to hormone stimulus; calcium ion transport. Lineage: Eukaryota; Metazoa; Chordata; Actinopteri; Salmoniformes; Salmonidae. The record is from RefSeq and is a predicted model, not a curated record. Gene Ontology annotation, cellular component: signaling receptor complex; membrane; cell surface. The transcript has 6 exons. Gene Ontology annotation, molecular function: coreceptor activity.